CUGCUGGUGCCGGCCAUGGGGUUGAGGAUGGAGCUGCCCGCGCCUCUGCAGCGCCUGCCCGGGGCUGUGCGGCUCCUCGCCGUCUCCUUCCACCUCCUCCUGCUGCUCCAGCUCCAAGCGCCCCAGACCUGCUGGGGCAAGUACGUGAAAGGGAAUAUCAGCACCAAGGAGGACUGGGUAUUCUUGACUCGAUUCUGCUUCCUUUCUGACUAUGGGCGCCUGGACUUCAGAUUCCGCUACCCAGAGGCCAAAUGCUGCGAGAACAUCCUUCUUUAUUUUGAUGAUCCUUCCCAGUGGCCCGCCGUCUACAAGAAGGGAAACAAGGAUUGUUUGAUGAAGGAGUCUGUGAUCCGUCCAGAGAACAACCAGGUGAUCAACCUCACCACCCAGUAUGCCUGGUCUGGAUGCCAGUUGGUGACAGAAAAUUCGGUGCGGUACUUGAGCUGCGCCAGCGGCAGAAGUUUCCGCUCGGUUCGUGAGCGGUGGUGGUAUGUGGCCCUCAGCAAGUGUGGGGGCGAUGGGCUGGAACUGGAGUAUGAGAUGAUCCUCACCAAUGGCAAAUCGCUUUGGACGCGGCACUUCUCGGCUGAUGAGUUUGGCAUCCUGGAGACAGACAUAACUUUCCUGCUUAUCUUCAUCCUAAUCCUCAUCAUCUCCUGCUACUUUGGCUAUCUUUUGAAGGGACGGCAACUUCUCCACACCACUUACAAGAUGUUCAUGACGGCGGCUGGGGUGGAGGUGCUCAGCCUGAUGUUCUUCUGCAUAUAUUGGGGCCAGUAUGCAAGCGAUGGCAUUGGAAACGGCAGCCUCAAGAUCUUGGCCAAGCUCCUUUUUUCUGUCAGUUUCCUGAUCUUCCUCCUGAUGCUUAUCCUUCUGGGAAAAGGAUUCACUGUCACCAGGGGUCGGAUCAGCCACACCGGCUCUAUCAAGCUUUCUGUGUACAUGACGCUCUACACGAUCACUCAUGUCGUGCUCUUCAUCUACGAGGCUGAGUUCUUUGAUCAAGCGCAGGUGCUGUACACUUACGAAUCGCCGGCUGGAUACGGCCUGAUCGCAUUGCAGUUUGUGGCUUACAUCUGGUUCUGCUACGCCAUCCUGAUCACUCUUAAGCAGUUCCCAGAGAAACAGCCCUUCUAUGUGCCAUUUUUCGCCGCUUACACCCUCUGGUUCUUUGCUGUCCCAGUCACUGCGCUUAUUGCCAACUUUGGCAUCCCCAAGUGGGCACGGGAGAAGAUAGUCAACGGGAUCCAGUUGGGCAUCCACCUUUAUGCCCAUGCCGUAUUUCUGAUCAUGACACGGCCCUCGGCAGCCAAUAAGAACUUCCCGUACCACGUGCGGACAUCGCAGAUUGGGAUUGUGGAGGAGGUGGCAUCCGGGGCGAAGUUCCCGCACCACGUGUACGGCAAUGUGACGUUCAUCAGCGACUCGGUGCCCAACUUCACGGAACUCUUUUCCAUCCCACAGAGUACCGGGAGCAGCUCAAGCAACCCCCGCAAACAGGUGGAGGAGACGUCAUCCGCCGACCGUAACCUGACCCCCAGCUGCGUGGUCACCACCUCGGAGCUCAGCGGUGCCCCUGUGCUGUUGAAACCGUCCCUGGGGGGCGAGAGCCAGCCGCCCCCCUAUCAGCUCCAUGCGCCCCAACUCCACCAGCACAAUGGCUACACCGAGUAUUUCAGCAUGCACACGACGGGUGCCCGGCCCGUCUAGGCUUCUCCUUGACUGUCCUGAUCCUUUGUGGCUUCCUCCGCUUCCUUUCUCAACAUUUUUCUGGGUGGGUGGGGGGAGGCCUGCCUCAACCCCCAACCCGUUUCUCCUCUGG
Molecule: messenger RNA, 1822 nt
Organism: Lacerta agilis (Sand lizard)
Lineage: Eukaryota; Metazoa; Chordata; Lepidosauria; Squamata; Lacertidae
Gene: TMEM145
Product: transmembrane protein 145
Exons: 15
Coding region: 16-1710 (564 amino acids)
Biological process (GO): G protein-coupled receptor signaling pathway; response to pheromone
Source: RefSeq, a predicted model, not a curated record